Molecule: messenger RNA, 1116 nt
Organism: Cheilinus undulatus (humphead wrasse)
Lineage: Eukaryota; Metazoa; Chordata; Actinopteri; Labriformes; Labridae
Gene: psmb10
Product: proteasome 20S subunit beta 10
Exons: 8
Coding region: 131-970 (279 amino acids)
Cellular component (GO): proteasome core complex
Source: RefSeq, a predicted model, not a curated record
GUAGGGCAGCGGGGGGCGGGGCUUGUUGGAGUGAAAGUGAAAGUAAAAACUGCCAAACUGCUGACGCACUGAGGCAGAGAGACAGAGAGGGUUUAUUCUGAAUUCUCCACACUAAAUCCUUCUGGUGACCAUGAACCCCGCUGUGAUGAACACCUGUGAACAGGUGAGAGGAGGAUUCAGCUUCGACAACAGCCGCAGGAAUAAUGUGUUAGAGUCCAGUCUGUCUGAGCUCGGGUACAGAUCUCCUCAAGCCAGAAAAACUGGGACAACCAUCGCUGGAGUCAUUUAUAAGGAUGGAGUGAUUCUGGGAGCAGACACGAGAGCCACCGAUGAUGACGUGGUGGCUGAUAAAAACUGUAUGAAGAUUCACUACAUCGCCCCCAACAUUUACUGCUGCGGAGCGGGCGUGGCUGCGGACGCUGAGAUCACCACUCAGAUCAUGGCGUCCAACGUGGAGCUGCACAUGCUCAACACGGGGAGACCGCCGCUGGUUGCCAUGGUGACCCGGCAGCUCAAACAGAUGCUGUUCAGGUACCAGGGUCACAUCGGGUCGUCUCUGAUCGUCGGAGGGGUCGAUGUGACUGGAGCUCACCUGUACAGUAUUUAUCCUCAUGGCUCCUAUGACAAGCUGCCCUUCGUCACCAUGGGAUCAGGAGCAGCAGCAGCUGUUUCUGUGUUUGAGGAUCGAUUCAAAGCAAACAUGGAGCUGGAGGACGCAAAGACGCUGGUCCGUGAUGCGAUCGCAGCAGGGAUCUUCUGUGACCUGGGUUCAGGGAGUAACGUGGACCUGUGUGUGAUAACUGCGGGGGGCGUGGAGUACCUGAGAGGAUACGACAAACCCACCACCAAGGGGAAACGAGAGGGUCAGUACCGCUAUAAACCAGGAACCACGGCUGUCCUCACAAAAACCGUGACCCUGCUGGACCUGGAUGUGGUCGAUGAAUCUGUGCACAUCAUGGACGCAGAAUAAAACACAGAAAUACGAUCAUCUAUGGCGUAUCUACUCCCUGAGGCCUGGAAAAUAGAUAUAUUUGUGUUUUUACUCCAGCAUCUGAUUCAAAUAUGAUUAAACUUUAUUAAUAUGAGCAGCCGUUUAAUAAAGAAUCAUUAAAAUCA